AUGCACUCGCUUAGCUCGAUCGGGCUGGCCUUGGCCGGCGCGGUCACUGUGUCAGCUCACAGUUAUGUCCUAGACAUCGAUGUCGACCUCAAAACAUACCCCGGAUUCCGGCCCAUGAACGGUUCAGAGAACGCUCCCGUCAUCGUCGGCUGGAAUACAUCAGCGUGGGAUAUGGGCUGGAUUGGGGAGGAUUCCUAUGCGACCCCGGACAUUGUGUGCCACAAAAAUGCGGAAAAUGCCCAGGGAUACGCUCCAGUGGCUGCUGGUGACAAGGUGCAUAUUCAGUGGAAUGGUUGGCCAGAAGGGCAUAAGGGUCCUGUGGUUGAUUAUCUUGCGUCAUGCGGCGAUGAAGGCUGUGAGUCUGUUGACAAAACCACAUUAGAGUUCUUCAAGAUCAACCAAGGCGGCCUUAUCAACUCGUCCGCAAUGGCACCCUAUGGCGAGUGGGCUUCCGAUCAGCUAAUCGCAAACAACAACUCAUGGCUCGUCGAGAUCCCAUCAUCGGUUAAGCCUGGGUUCUAUGUGCUGCGGACUGAGAUUAUCGCAUUGCAUAACCUUACCACCGGAGCCCAGCAUUACCCACAGUGCUUGAACCUGGAGAUUACUGGCAACGGCACUGAACUUCCAGUCGGGAUCCUUGGCGAGCACUUGUACAACAGUACCCAGCCAGGCUUGGACAGAAGCCUCAACGUCACUACCGGAGUCACCAGCUACCUUGUCCCUGGCCCCACGCUCAUCCCGGACGCUGUGUCCAUUCCGCUGAGCAACCCUGUGCCGACAGGAACUGGUUCAAUCAUCACAGCGACGGCGUCAGUAUCAGCUAUCGCGUCGAAGACCGCCACUAGUCCUUCCAAAACUGUACACAUUGUCACAGUCACCGUCACAGCGACUCCCGGAGUGAAGCGUGGAAACGGUGGUUCCUUAUUCGCCAGGACGACCGAGCGUGCGCACGUCGAUGAACGUAGAUGGUAUCAUCAAGGCCUCGGUUUUUAG
Messenger RNA from Truncatella angustata, 993 nucleotides. Its product is annotated as glycosyl hydrolase family 61-domain-containing protein. The record is from RefSeq and is a predicted model, not a curated record. The transcript has a single exon. The coding region runs from base 1 to 993 and encodes 330 amino acids. NCBI's taxonomy places the organism in Eukaryota, Fungi, Ascomycota, Sordariomycetes, Amphisphaeriales, Sporocadaceae.